This is a messenger RNA of Arctia plantaginis, 465 nucleotides long. The record is from the annotation of a GenBank genome assembly. Lineage: Eukaryota; Metazoa; Arthropoda; Insecta; Lepidoptera; Erebidae.
AUGGAAUGCGACAGUAUGCACUCCGUCAUAGAAUGGGCAAUAAAAAAUAAGAAGAUAAAUAUCCCAGCCGAUUACGUCUACAUAGCCAAAACUGCUUGCAAGAAAAAUCCUUAUGACGUGCAAUAUCUUUAUCACCACUUCUUCAAAGAUGUUGAAAAUACUUUGAAAUUCCACAAGUCAAUCAGACCGGGUAAAAGAGCAGGUGACCCUACAGUCACAAACCUAAGGGCUCUUAAAUACACUCCUGAUGGGAAAAUUGUAUACAAGUUGAGACACUCGGCUACACAUUGGCAAGAACUUCCUACAAGAAUAAAAAAUAUUACAUUCAUUCCAUGGGAUACUAUCCCACAGCUUUAUCCAGCGAGACUUAAAAUUAAAAAGGAGAAAUACCAGGAUCUCCAGGCCCUCAAGCACACUAUGGAGAAAGAUUACCACAAUUUUUAUGACAAUUUACCUCAUUUUUAA